AUGGGGAGGGAUGUGGCAGGCUUACGAUACGAGAAGAAGCCAAAUACCGUCAACUUGAAGUCAAACGAAGAAAAAAUCGAAAUAAAGGAUUCUGAACCAGAUGAUGACGAUCAUACUGUAAAAGGCAGAGUUAUCGAUGAACGUAAUAAGAAGCAAGAAGUCAAAAGCAGCAACCCUGAGGAAAAAAUCAUUAGGGCCGAGGCUCAAAAGUCAACUGACAAAAAGUCGACGAGCUCGCCAGCUUCAACUUCUGCUGUUAAUGUGAAUAAUGUCGAUUCAAAUUCUUUAGAGGCCGAUGAAAGAUCCCCGUGUAAAGAUCACAAUAGUGAUCUUCAUAGCCCUCAGAGUACCAAAAAAUCACCGACGAAGAAGUAUUACGAAGAAGACGAUAAUUGUUCGCUGGCUUCAUCUACUGCGACAUCUGUUCGGACAAUUAAAUCCAAAGUUACGGUUCCAGUUGGCCCAAAAUUUACUUGCGGAGACCGUUUAGAGAGACGUAAGGAGUUCUACAGUAAGCUGGAGGAGAGACAUAAAGCUUUGGAGAAAGAGAAGCUCGAAUACGAAGCUAAAAUCAGGGAAGAAGAACAAGCAGCUAUAAAGCAGCUGAGGAAGAGCAUGGUGUACAAAGCAAAUCCCAUUCCGAGCUUUUAUCGCGAAGGCCCUCCUCCAAAGGUUGAGCUUAAAAAGCUGCCGGUGACCCGUCCUAAAUCACCGAAGCUUACUAGGAGAAAGAGUUGCGGUGAUGCGGUAAAAACUUGUCCGGAGGAUAAGGAAGUUGAUGGACAAGCAACUCGUCGCAGCGUAAGCACUAAAGGUAAGGAUCGAGUUGGUUCGCGUAAGAACAUCAAGAAUCAAGCUAAGGAUGAAGAACCUCUUCAAGAGACGACCGAAAAUCCUAAUGCCGAUGAGUAG
Molecule: messenger RNA, 912 nt
Organism: Erythranthe guttata (spotted monkey flower)
Lineage: Eukaryota; Viridiplantae; Streptophyta; Magnoliopsida; Lamiales; Phrymaceae
Source: RefSeq, a predicted model, not a curated record